CUGAGGUGAUGGUGUUUAUUGGGCUAAGCCAUUGGACACCUUGUUGGGCCAAUGAUGAUCAAGACCCAGCUCCUCUCAACCACUUUAUCUUGGUCCGUUAACCAGAAGUUUAGUCUCAUCAAAUGUAGGAAUAUCCAACUGGCCUUCCAAAGUCAUUCCAGAACAUGAAAACAAUACAGGAAACGUUCCCCUUCUUGAUGGCCACCAAAUUGUGGAAGCCCAACUCAACGGAGCGAUGAUGAGUCCAUUGGUUGGAUAGAGAGAAACCAAGAUUCGGUCAGAACGAUAGCUAAGGUGGAGUUGACUCCACCUGAGAGAAGCUGAGGAGAAGCUGAGAAGGACAGUUUCUGUCUUAUGGUCUUACCCGUAUUUGUCCUCUAAGAUCUCAAGAUCUUGCAGCUAGUCCACAAAUGAGAUUACUUUCUCGGGAGGUUUAUGGAACAGAAGGCCGGAUUCUUAUACAUCCCUAAUCCCCAAGUUUGCAUCUCGGAUGAUCAGGAUUAGCAGCUGAUCCCAUCUUGAGCCAUUAAGUGGACUUUGUCCUCCAUGGGUGUCGUCCUAUAAUAGGAGAGGAGAAGUCUUCUGGAAGGGUCCACACUGGUGUCCUGUGCUUGGGAGGAUGUCCGAAGAAGACGAAUUAUACCUCUAUGAAAACAUCUCCUCCGUGAAGCCUUGGGAUGGUCCCCAAUAUCAUAUCGCGCCCAUGUGGGCCUUCCACUUCCAAACCAUCUUCAUGGGCCUGGUCUUCUUUGCCGGGACGCCCCUCAACGCCAUCAUCCUCUUCGUCACCAUCAAGUACAAGAAGUUGAGGCAGCCGCUCAACUACAUCUUGGUCAACAUCUCCUUGGCCGGACUUAUCUUCUGUGUCUUUGCGGUUUUUGUGGUCUUCCUGUCCAGCAUCCAAGGUUACUUCUUCUUGGGUCGUCAGGUCUGCAAGUUGGAGGCCUUCCUAGGCACGGUAGCAGGUCUGGUCACCGGCUGGUCCUUGGCCUUCCUCGCCUUCGAACGCUACAUCGUGAUCUGCAAGCCGCUGGGGAAUUUCCGUUUCAACUCCAAACAUGCUGUGGUAGUGGUGGCAGCCACGUGGAUCAUUGGAAUCGGGGUCUCCGUCCCCCCCUUCUUCGGCUGGAGCAGGUUCCUCCCAGAAGGGCUGCAGUGUUCUUGCGGUCCCGACUGGUACACGGUGGGUACCAAAUACAAGAGCGAGUAUUACUCGUGGUUCCUCUUCGUCUUCUGCUUCCUCAUACCGCUCACCAUCAUCAUCUACUCCUACGCGCGGCUCCUGGGUGCCCUCCGGGCGGUAGCCGCUCAGCAGCAAGAGUCGGCCACCACCCAGAAGGCCGAGCGAGAAGUCUCCCGCAUGGUGGUGGUGAUGGUGGGAUCCUUCUGCACCUGCUACGUUCCGUACGCCGCCCUGGCCAUGUACAUGGUGAACAACCCUCAGCACGGCCUCGACCUGCGCUUGGUCACCAUCCCUGCCUUCUUCUCCAAGAGCUCCUGCGUCUACAACCCCAUCAUCUACUGCUUCAUGAACAAGCAGUUCCGUGCCUGCAUCAUGGAAACGGUGUGCGGCAAACCUAUGACGGACGACUCUGACGUGGUCUCUCAGAAGACGGAGGUUUCCUCCGUGUCCUCCAGUCAAGUCAGCCCCAAGAGCUGAGAAGCCCACCAAGGCCAGGCCCAGAAGCCACUCUGCACGUUGGAACGCAACCAAGACGAUGACUAUGCCAAGAAAAGAGACCCUCUCCCCACCCCACUGUCCCACAAAACACACUUCUUUUAAAACACACACUCACACACACACACACAAAACAUUUUCUUCCAACAGCCCCACUCCAGGGCUCCGUUUAGAGUGGACGAAGAGAGUUUGGCGCCUUCUCAAGAGGAGCUGCACGUUUCCAGAUGAUUUUUGAACCUAAAAAGCUCCCCCAAACUUUUUCCUUCGUUACCCAAACUCCCUAUCCGAAAGUUGAUUCUACCCGUCAAAUGCCCUUGGAGUUUGGUGGUUUUCUUGCAAAUGUUUCAGGACCCAACUAGGUAACAUCAUCAGGAUGAGAAAGGAGGAGGAGGAGGAGGAGGACUGUGAGGUCCUCUGUGCUCUCUGAAUUUAGUUGUUUUCUUGCAGACGUUUCAUUACCCAAGUAGGUAACAUUAUCAGGGCUAAAUGUUCCUGUUGCCAUCGGGUCAUAGCCUUGUGAGCUGUUACCCAGAGGGAAAAUUCACUUUUAUCUAAUUUGGGGUAAUUUAUGGUAACAUCAUUGGUGCCAGAAGGGAAUGGGGCUUAUGGA
Molecule: messenger RNA, 2288 nt
Organism: Pantherophis guttatus
Lineage: Eukaryota; Metazoa; Chordata; Lepidosauria; Squamata; Colubridae
Gene: OPN1SW
Product: opsin 1, short wave sensitive
Biological process (GO): G protein-coupled receptor signaling pathway; phototransduction; visual perception
Cellular component (GO): membrane
Molecular function (GO): G protein-coupled receptor activity
Source: RefSeq, a predicted model, not a curated record